Messenger RNA from Polypterus senegalus (gray bichir), 1613 nucleotides. RefSeq names its product anaphase promoting complex subunit 16 (gene anapc16). NCBI's taxonomy places the organism in Eukaryota, Metazoa, Chordata, Cladistia, Polypteriformes, Polypteridae. The record is from RefSeq and is a predicted model, not a curated record. Gene Ontology annotation, cellular component: anaphase-promoting complex; cytosol; kinetochore. Gene Ontology annotation, biological process: protein ubiquitination. The transcript is spliced from 4 exons. The coding region runs from base 169 to 495 and encodes 108 amino acids.
GUUUUUUUCUUCCUUGCCGUAAAGUGCCGUAAAGCGGCGAGUUGCUUACGGCUUUGACUACAAACAAUCACUUUAGGUUUAUACACCUUUGUUUUUAAAAGUUAAAUUAAGUUUGAUGGUGACAGACAUCCUGUUCUUGGAUCUAUCUACUCAAGCAUUAAGAAGAGUAUGGCAGCUUCAUCAUCUUCCUCUUCAGCUGGUGGUGUUAGUGGAAGCUCAGUUACAGGAUCAGGUUUCAGCGCAUCUGAACUUCUUCCUCCUCGAAAGGUUCUACUUACAUAUCCUAAAGGAGCUGGGGAUAUGAUGGAAGAUGGCUCGGACAGGUUCUUAUGUGAGUCUGUAUUCAGUUUCCAGGUUGCGUCAACCCUAAAACAAGUUAAACACGAUCAACAAGUGUCCCGUAUGGAGAAACUGGCAAGUUUAGUAGAAGAACUGGAAGCUGAUGAAUGGAGAUAUAAACCUAUUGAACAGCUUUUAGGAUUUACUUCAUCAUAAGCCACACUUUUAAAUGUUAAGUUUAUUUUUUUAAUUUGUUUUUAUACUUGAAUGUGUAUCUUUUGAUUUUAUUUUGGUCAAAUGUCUGCCAUUGAGAGAUGGGAUGUUGUGUUUUCUUUAGGUUUAUAACUGUGCUAACUAGAGCUUUUAAUAAACAUUGUCAGGGUUUGUGUUUGCAUUUACGGCCCUCAGUGAUUUCAAAUACAAUAACCUGAUCUUUGAUACAGGAACAGAAUAAAUAGCACAUCAUACAAGAAGAGAAAACAAAGUCUAGGUUUAUUGAAACAUAAAGAAUAUAUUUGCAUUGGCAAUUAACUGUUCAUCAGUGUAUUUACUUACUCAAAAGGUGCUUUUGGGUGUCACACUUAAUUUUUUUUGACCUUUAAAUGUAAAAACUCAAAAAGGUUUUCAGUGCAUAUGUAAAGAGAAUUUUUUGAUUAAUAAGAAAAAGACUCAAAUGCAAAUUCCUUACCAUUUAAUCUAAAUAAGGGUAAGUUGCAUUAAAUAUAAAUUGGAGUGUCUGUUCUCCACUUGAAUGGAUUACUAGUUCAGGGAAUAGGUGGAUAACAGAUUUCCUAACAAACGAACUUAAAAGCAAAAAUCUGACAAUGAAAGGAAACGGUUUUUGCUAUAAGUAAUAGAUUAAUGUGAUGAUAAUAAUACUAAUGUACUGUAAUAUCAUUAAGUAAGAAAAUUUUAAUAACCGUGUUCCAUUAUGACAGAAUCCCUGACAAUUUAUAUAUUUAAAUGUUUAUAAAGCACAUAUUAGGAUUGGUUUCAGCACCUUUUGAGUCAUUUGGCCAAAACUGUGAUGUCAAUAUGUUGAAAUGGAUGAGUCACUUAUACAGGUUGAUCCUAUAUACCAUUAAAUAUUUUGUGGACAUUUUCAAAUGCUUUAAUAAAAGGAUAUUGAUAAGUGGAAAAAAAAUGCAAAUUAACAUAACUGUGUGACGGAUUUGUAAUUCAUUCAUUAUUUUAUUCUUCUUGUUAACAGCAGAGUCAACCAGAUGACAACACAUUUAACUAAUGUACAUUUGUAUUUAAUUUAUAUUGUGGAGAUUAAGAUCUUUUUCCCAUUUUAUAAUCUAAUGGUACAAUAAAAUAUCAUUAUAUGUUGG